This is a messenger RNA of Pipistrellus kuhlii (Kuhl's pipistrelle), 2159 nucleotides long. RefSeq names its product coiled-coil domain containing 24 (gene CCDC24). Bases 255 to 1907 code for a protein of 550 amino acids. The transcript is spliced from 8 exons. NCBI's taxonomy places the organism in Eukaryota, Metazoa, Chordata, Mammalia, Chiroptera, Vespertilionidae. The record is from RefSeq and is a predicted model, not a curated record.
CCGCGCGGAAGAGGCGGGACUAGGGCCCUGGUCACUGGCGGCUCCUGAGGGCCGUGGCCGAGGACCGCGACCCCCGAGAGUCCGCCGGAGCCGGGAGAAGAGCGCGGGGCCGGGUCACUCAACCGCGGGCCCGGCGGCCGGCGGGACAGGGUGGGGCUUGGAAGAGGCGGGCGAGCGGCUCGGCCGGGGGCGGGGCCUGGCCCGGGGGCGGCGGGUCGGAGCCCGGGACCUCGCGGGGGGCGGCGCGGCGGGCCAUGCCCGGGGAGUGCCCGUCGCUUUGGGAGCUGGUGGAGGAGCACGUGCCGCCCCCGGAACGGCCCGAAGUGAAGAGGAUUCUGGGGGAGACGAUGGUGGACCUGAGCCUGGAGCUGCGGGCGGAGGUGGUGAUGCUGCGGUCUCUGCUCCGAGAGGCGCGAUCCUCCCGAGCCCCCGCCUCCGACCCCUCCGCGCUGCUGGCCCCGCCGCCCCGGCUCCGAGACCUCGUGCGCCGGGAGCUGCGGCAGCUGCUGCAGGCCCUCCGCCAGAAGGCCGUCUGCGAGGGCAGGGACCAGGCCCAGGCGUGGGUCCAGUACAGCCCCAGGGUGCUGCGCUUUGCCUUGGAGGAGCCCGGGGGUGAUUUCCCAGCGCAGGAGGCAUUCCAGACGCCAGUGGGUGAGCCCAGCAGCGCCCAGAGAGACCUCCAUCUCCUCAAGGACCCCCUGGGCAUGGCCAACAUUGACCAGGUCGCCAGGCACCUGCGGGGCCUCCUGGAGGAGGAGUGUCACACCUUGGAGAGGGAGAUCCCCGUCCUGCAGGUGAGCUGCAGCCCGCCCCGCCCCAGCCUUUCUGCCGAGUGUCCACAGCCGCCUCUCGCCUGGCGUGUCAGCCCUGAGCACGCGUGUCUGUGUGCGUGCAUGCACCUAAAGGCCGUCGCUGCCUGGAAGAGGAGUGCACAAAGGCACGCCGGGCCUCUGAAGCCACCCCCGAGCCCACCCUGGCAGAGCUGCAGGAGCAGAAGACAGCCAUGCAGCAGGAGCUGCAGGCACCGCUGCCGCCUUCCUGUGUCUCCCCCAGCCACAGGCAGCAGCCCUCGGGGUCCUCCAGCCAGGGCCUCCGACCCCUGCCUCGCCUCCGCGGAGCUGCUGGAGUUUGGGCGAGGCCUCUCCAGUGCCACCUGCCCGCUCCUCCUCUGGAACGCAGGCCUCAGGGCCCGGCUGCCGCCUGCCGCUGGGGACGGAAGCUCCCGUGCAGCCCCCAGGAAAGGCCAGCGUCCACCUCGGUGUCCAGCGCGGUGCCCCGGGCCCCGUCCUGACAGCCGGCCACCGCGUUGGCUUCCGGGACUCGCCCCACCUGCUACUUACUGCCGCCUCUCAGUUGCCAUGGCCUCGCCUGCUUCAGGUCUUGUCUUGGAUGGGACCCCAAGGUCCUGUCCGUUGGUCCAACCCUCCUCCCGCCCCCUCGCCAAGCUCCUGGUAUCUGGUCCUGACCAGUCACAGCCUUCGGCCUUUCUCCUCCCAGGCUUUCACAGAAGCCUGGGCGUAGACAGUGCAGAGGGCGCACCCCGGCCCCAGCUCUUGUCUCUCUGCGGGACUCAGACAAAGCACAGAGGCAGCUCAGAGACGGGAAUAGAAAUUUCAUUAAAAUCUAUGGACUUUAAAAUCCUAGUGGUGCACGGAUGGACUGGGGUGGGCGGCGCACCGUUAUUGCUACGGAGAAUUAGAGGCGGCUCUUCCGGGGCUGUCACUGCACAGAGGGACGUGGAGGACGGACACACCGACACGGCAGGGCUUGGGGAAGGAGAUCUGGCUCCAGAGAGGGGACGGUGCACACGGCCUGGAGCCAUUUGGCACAUGAUCAAGGGGAGCCCGAUCUGGGAAGACGGGCCCUUCAGCCUGGCGGCGGGAGCAGGGAAAGGGGGUGUCAUGUAGGGUCCCUUCCCCUGGGCUCUGGGCUCUGAGCUCCACCCUCCUGUGAGCAGCACUCCUCCCCGGCCCAGGGGAACCAGUGCUUUGGGCAGGCUGCUGAGUCAGGGGCCUCCGCUCACUGGGCCUGGCAGCUGGGGCUGCCACGGGGCCAGGAAACCCCAGAGCAGCCGAGUGAGGUGCAGGCAGGCCUGGAAGACAGAUGGGGCCUGAGGCCUGGGGUGAAGGGCGUGGCAACCACAGAUAAGACAGUUCUUA